GCACUCUCGCUGUGCCGUAUCGACGAUUUUAUAUGCCUAUUAAAAUAUUUAAUUUCUGUUCAUUAAAUUAAUAAUUUGCUAAUAAUUAUUGUAUUAUAAUAAUAUUGUACUGAAACGGAACAUGUAUCUAUUCGGAACACGGGUUAUGGGUUUGUGAGUUUUUUGUAGAACUGGUCGGAGAAUUCGGUUCCAGUUGACGAGUUGACGUCUAUCACUCACAUCAAAGAUGGACGACUCGGAGCCUUCCGACUGUGUAGAAAUCAAGAAUCGCAAGUCCGGACUGACUUUAGAGCCAAUCAUGAUGUUAAUGUGUCUCGGAAUAAACGCAAACCAGAUGGUGCAGACUAAUCUAUUUGAAGAACGUGUAUGCCUUCAUAGUGAUCUCGGACAAAAUAAGUCUGUGAAUUGUUACAAUAUGACUGCAGCAGAUCUGGAAAUAGUUCAGCCGGCUGUGGCAGAUUUACAGAUGAUUAAAAAUCUGAUCGAGACAUUGGUGCCUUGUAUAACGGCAUUGUUUUUAGGCCCCUGGAGUGAUGUAAACGGUCGCUUGCCUUUGUUAUUAACAGCAAUCUCAGGUAUGGUAAUUUCUAACUGUAUGUACAGUGCAUUUUCUACGAUACCAAGUCUGACUCCAAUAAUGUUUUUGCUGUGCAGCAUACCUGUUGCUGUAAGUGGUGGCUAUGGUGCAUUGUUUAUGGCUGCAUCAUGUUAUAUUGUUGACAUCACCGAUUGCAAAUCAAGAGCUUUCAGGUUAGGCGUGUUAUUUGCAUUUGUCAGCUUUGGCUCGAUUCUUGGAUCUGUACUGAGUUCAAUAUUGUAUGGUAAAUCUACUACUUAUUCUUUUUGCCUAUCAUCUUUUGUUUCCAUUGUUGGACUUCUUUAUACGUAUAUUUUUCUAAAGGAAACAAUAGUCAUCAAAAAGGGUGCGGAUACAAAACUUUUCAAUAUUAAACUGGUAAAAGAUAUGUGGCAAACUGUUACAAAACAACGAUUUGGCUACUUAAGAUCCAUAAUUAUACUAUCAGCAGUGUUGUUAACUCUCAAUUUAAUCGUUUUAUUUGGUGAAGCUUCGUUCAUGUACAUGUACCUACAGAAACAAUUUUCAUGGACGUUGGAAAACUAUACACCAUUUCUUGUAUAUACGACACUGAUACAUGCCACCAUUCCUGUGAUCGGUCUGUACGUUUUAAACACCAAACUACAAUUGCCUGAAAUGUAUAUCGGAACCGCUUUUGCAGCGCUGGGAAUUUUCGAAAAGGUUGGUUUGGCGUACUCCGUGCACCGGUGGCAAUUUUAUGCCAUGAAAACUGUCGGAUACACAGUGUACAUCAGUCAAUCGUUAGUUCGGUCUCAAUUAUCCAAGAGUCUUCCGUCUGAAGAUAUAUGUAAAAUAUUUGCAUUCUUAAGUGUGAUCGAAAAUUUUGGAGUAUUACUCUACUCACCGAUGUAUACUGCGGUCUACGUUAUGACAAUCCACGAUUUCGCAAAUUGUUUCUUUUUCUUAUCGGCAAUACUUGGAAUGUUCGUAUUUAUCUUAUUCGGGUACCUGCAACAUAUUUUGCAGCUAAAAGACGUGUUUUUAGGACUAUGUGGCUGGAUGUCUCUUACAAUACAGUUAUCGCCUUAUCAAUAUUUAUACCUGAUAAAAAGUGUUUUCAAGGUUUCCAUAAAGGCACCCCUUCACAGUUUAGAUCUAUAUCAUUCUUACUUUCAAGAAGCACCAUAACUGAUGAUUUGUUAAUUGAAAACCAAUUUUAACCAGCGCAACAGCCAACAACAAACAUAAUAUUAAAGGAGAGAAUUACAAUAAUCCAUGUAAAAUUUGCUUGCAUUGAAUGAAACGUUAAUGUUGUACAUAACUCACAACCUAUGAUAUUGUGAAAACAUGUAAUUAAUUGACAUAGUAUAUUAGUAGAUGAAAACUAUAACAUAAUACAUAAUUAUACACUUAUACAUAAUAUAAUAUCACAUAUUUUACAUAAUAAA
Acyrthosiphon pisum (pea aphid) is the source of this 1986-nucleotide messenger RNA. Its product is annotated as proton-coupled folate transporter. Lineage: Eukaryota; Metazoa; Arthropoda; Insecta; Hemiptera; Aphididae. Gene Ontology annotation, molecular function: transmembrane transporter activity. The transcript is spliced from 10 exons. The coding region runs from base 227 to 1726 and encodes 499 amino acids. The record is from RefSeq and is a predicted model, not a curated record. Gene Ontology annotation, biological process: transmembrane transport. Gene Ontology annotation, cellular component: membrane.